UUUUUAUGUGUUAAUGUGGAUUCUGCAUUUAUUUUCUGUUGGUUUGUGUCUCUUUCAGCUCAUUUUGUGUCUCUUUCAGGUCAUUUUACGUCUCCUUCAGGUCAUUUUGUGUCUCUUUCAGGUCAUUCUGCGUCUCUUUCAGGUCAUUUUGUGUCUCCUUCAGGUCAUUUUGCGUCUCCUUCAGGUCAUUUUGUGUCUCCUUGAAGUCAUUUUGUGUCUCCUUCAGGUCAUUCUGCGUCUCUUUCAGGUCAUUUUGCGUCUCUUUCAGGUCAUUUUGUGUCUCUUUCAGGUCAUUUUGUGUCUCCUUCAGGUCAUUUUGCGUCUCCUUCAGGUCAUUUUGCGUCUCUUUCAGCUCAUUUUGUGUCUCCUUCAGGUCAUUUUACGUCUCCUUCAGGUCAUUUUACAUCUCCUUCAGGUCAUUUUGCGUCUCUUUCAGGUCAUUUUGCGUCUCUUUCAGCUCAUUUUGCGUCUCCUUCAGGUCAUUUUACAUCUCCUUCAGGUCAUUUUGCGUCUCUUUCAGGUCAUUUUGCAUCUCUUUCAGGUCAUUUUGUGUCUCUUUCAGCUCAUUUUGUGUCUCCUACAGGUCAUUUUGCGUCUCCUUCAGGCCAUUUUGCGUCUCCUUCAGGUCAUUUUGUGUCUCCUUGAAGUCAUUUUGCGUCUCUUUCAGGUCAUUUUGCGUCUCUUUCAGGUCAUUUUGCGUCUCUUUCAGCUCAUUUUGUGUCUCCUUCAGGUCAUUUUGCGUCUCCUUCAGGUCAUUUUGCAUCUCCUUCAGGUCAUUUUGUGUCUCCUUGAAGUCAUUUUGUGUCUCCUUGAAGUCAUUUUGCAUCUCCUUCAGGUCAUUUUGCAUCUCCUUCAGGUCAUUUUGUGUCUCCUUCAGGUCAUUUUGUGUCUCCUUCAGGUCAUUUUGUGUCUCCUUCAGGUCAUUUUGCAUCUCCUUCAGGUCAUUUUGUGUCUCCUUCAGGUCAUUUUGCGUCUCUUUCAGGUCAUUUUGUGUCUUCUUCAGGUCAUUUUGCGUCUCCUUCAGGUCAUUUUGUGUCUCUUUCAGGUCAUUUUGUGUCUUCUUCAGGUCAUUUUGCGUCUCCUUCAGGUCAUUUUGUGUCUCUUUUCUGCGCUGUUUCAUCGUGUAGUUGUUCUUUUGCAGUAAUUUUAGGCAGAAACUCAUUUUUUUCCUGAUUUUCCAUCAUUUUAACAGAGUCAGUCUGCACAGAAGUAAUUUGUGAUUAUCUGUCUCUCUUUAUGUUGUUCUGUUUUAGAUCGUCUACUGUCUUUUUGCAUCUUUUAGUUGAGAUUUGGUCUCUUUUCGUGUGUUUUUUUGGUUAAUUUUGUCUCAGUCAGGUAUUUUUUAUAUGUGCUUGUUCAUUUUGCAUCUACUUUAUGUCCAUCUGCAUCCGUUCC
Molecule: messenger RNA, 1395 nt
Organism: Acanthochromis polyacanthus (spiny chromis)
Lineage: Eukaryota; Metazoa; Chordata; Actinopteri; Pomacentridae
Exons: 10
Coding region: 14-1144 (376 amino acids)
Source: RefSeq, a predicted model, not a curated record